Molecule: messenger RNA, 1396 nt
Organism: Platichthys flesus (European flounder)
Lineage: Eukaryota; Metazoa; Chordata; Actinopteri; Pleuronectiformes; Pleuronectidae
Exons: 7
Coding region: 7-951 (314 amino acids)
Source: RefSeq, a predicted model, not a curated record
ACUACAAUGGCAAAGCAUGAUUCUGGACGUCUUGCUGCUAUAGUGGUUUCUGUUGUCGGCUAUGGGAUAAGCUUGGUGUUCAAUGCGCUGUCAGUAGUUGGGAUCGGUCCCUAUUAUACAACUACAGCCAAUGUGUCUGCGGUGUUUGACACCCAGAUCACACCUUCAGGAUGGACCUUCAACAUCUGGAGCAUCAUCUAUGUCUGGCUCACAGCCAUGAUCGUCUACAUCGUCUCCGCUCUUUGCAGAAAGAAUGGUUAUGGCUACGUUUACUGCAACCCUCCAGUGCUACCUUAUGGAUUCUUCAUCAGCUGGUGCCUCAAUCUGUGUUUUAAUAUUGGCUGGCUGGUUGUGUGGGACAGAGGAAUAAUGAUCGCUGCCCUGGUCUUUCUCAUCCUGGUCAUCCUCACAAACUACUCCAUGAUCUGCUUCAUCUGUCAUGGGCUUAAUGUUUACGGACCUUGGCUCAAGAAAUACCACAAAGUCGACCUGUGGCUCAUCCGUGUGUUGAUUCAAAACGGUGUGGCGAUAUACACAACAUGGACAACCAUCGCGACUCUGAUCAACCUGACCAUUGUGCUGACGUAUGAAGUGAAGAUGUCUCCAACAGACGCUGCCACCAUCUCAUACUCUGUUUUAUCUGUUGCGUUGCUCGUAUGGUUUGUUUUGGAAAACUUGGUCCUCGACAAACAUGUGCGGUACAUCCUCAUCAUCUACCCUGUUGUGAUCUGGGCUCUGUCUGGAAACCUGGACAAAAACUAUGACGAGGUGUCACCCGGAGUCAAUGGCAUCUUUAUUGUUGUGCUGCUGGCCGUCGCCUCUGCGCUGUUUGUCGUCAGGAUUUCUUUGGUGGUUUGGAAACACAUCAAACAGCCGCUCUACGAAGACGCCAGUGCAGAUGCCAUGGAGCCGAUGGAUAUCGCCCAGAAGCAGAAGAAGAUAUUCCGCUAAACCAUUUAAUUUUUUACAGUCUUACAUUUCAUGUCACGUUUCAUUGAUAAUAUAUGUUCUGCUUCACAAUACAUUGUUAAUAAUCGUGAAGCAAAAUGUUUUAAUUAGCUAAUUCUGAUGUAUUUUUAUCAAUUUUUCAUAAUGUGUAGUAAGUUAUAAAAUGCAACACGCCAUAAUUUGCAUGGUUCUAAUCUGCAAUACUAUUUUCAACCUUGGCUGACUGCUCCCUGGACCUUUUAUGGCUCUUUUCUAACACAUUGAUUGCUCACACCACCCAUAAUACUGUGAUAAGGAGAUUCUAUUACACUGCAUGUGUCAAGAGUAAAAGUAUAAACAUCGUGUACGUUAUCACAUAUUCUUAGAAAUUGUAGUUUUAUUGUGUUGGGUGGAAAGGUCAAAAGUUGUAGAUUGAGACAAUGUGAAGGAAUUAAUGGUCGAGGACUUG